Messenger RNA from Oryzias latipes (Japanese medaka), 3014 nucleotides. RefSeq names its product Nedd4 family interacting protein 2 (gene ndfip2). Lineage: Eukaryota; Metazoa; Chordata; Actinopteri; Beloniformes; Adrianichthyidae. Gene Ontology annotation, biological process: vacuolar transport; ubiquitin-dependent protein catabolic process; positive regulation of protein ubiquitination. Gene Ontology annotation, cellular component: endoplasmic reticulum; Golgi apparatus; perinuclear region of cytoplasm. Gene Ontology annotation, molecular function: WW domain binding. The record is from RefSeq and is a predicted model, not a curated record.
GGAUUUUUUUUUUUUUUCCAGAGGCAGUGCGUCGAGCUCGCUGCUGUUUGUCUCGUAGGUUUGGCGUACUAUCUCCAGCGUCGGUCGUGAUUACAGGAGUCGCCUGGCGGUCACCGCAUAGGCGUCUAACGGGUUAACUUGCGUAUUAUUUCAGCUGCUUUUCUUCGCCGGGAAUGGACCCUGCGAGUCGGUACCAAGUGUUGCACAAUGAGGACGAUGGGUGUGAGGCCUCCACCAGUGAGGAGCAGCCAUCCACAUCCGCAGCCGCCCAGGCCUCCAGCACACCCGUGCAGGACCAGAACCAGGCUCAGUCCCCGGCUUUAGCAGCAGGAGCAGCAGCAGCCAGUUCUGUGGGGGAGGCAGAGAUGCCACCCCCGCCUUAUGCCUCCAUCGACCUGGGAGCAGCUGCCGCAGCACCUGAAUCGUGUUUUCAAGGCGACUUUCCGGUGCCUCCACCCUACAGCGUUGCUACUUCCCUCCCCACGUAUGAUGAGGCAGAAAAGGCCAAAGCAGCAGCCAUGGCUGCUUCUGCAGUGGAAGUGAUGCCCAGGGACGACGACUUUCCUCCCAGGGACGAUUUCAGUGAUGCGGAUCAGCUCCGAGUCGGGAAUGAUGGGAUUUUCAUGCUAGCUUUUUUUAUGGCCUUCCUCUUCAACUGGAUUGGCUUCUGUCUGUCCUUCUGUCUGACCAACACCAUCGCAGGACGCUACGGUGCCAUCUGCGGCUUUGGCCUCUCCCUCAUCAAGUGGAUUCUCAUUGUUCGGUUUUCCGAUUACUUCACUGGCUACUUCAACGGUCAGUACUGGCUCUGGUGGAUCUUCCUGCUUCUCGGACUGUUGCUCUUCUUCAGAGGCUUUGUGAACUACUUAAAGGUUCGCAACAUGACAGAGAACAUGGCCACCUCUCACAGAACGCGCCUGUUCUUUCUUUACUGAAGGUUUGCACAGCAUCAGCAUUCCUUCUCAAUGUGAACCCCCACCCUCCCCUCGAAUGACCUGAGCUACGGACCUGAAAGCCAAGAGGAGGAGGAGGCAGGGCAGGAACCAAGGAGGCAAAAGUUGCGAGUUUUUUUGUUAUUUGUUUUCCUUUCAAAUCGAAGCUUGAUCUUUCUUCGGUGCCGUUCAGACAAAUGAAUCGAUGCAAAUUAAGUAAAUUUACCCCGGAAGCACAGAGAGGAUCCUGCAGGAGCAGCCGAAACCCCGAUGAGGAAACUUUCCCAUGUUUUCCCAUCAUCCCUUAAAAUGUUCCCUCUUCUCCAGAGAUCACAGUUUUCUCCAGCUUCAAAACAUCUAAGGUACCAGUUUCCUCUGUAACAUUCAGGCUUUCAAAACGGGUCAACGGUUUUUGUACUUGAGGAACCCGAGCAUGUGAGGGAGACCCCUGAGAUGUGCACUGAUGGCUUUACAUAUCACAGAUCCCGAUGCCUCAGUUUCAGGUGUUCCACUCCCCUUUUUUGACAGAGGAAGUCUCUUUGAUCCACCUGGACGUUUUCCACCCGUUCAGGCUGCAAACGGAGUUGCUGAGUGCGGCUUUGGAAUCAAAAGAAAAAUAAAAAGAAAGCGAAAAACGUUCAUCGCAAAUUAAAAGAUGCUUUUUUUGGGGAUCUUUUUCAAGUGCAAAAAAAAUAAAUAUAUAUAUGUAUAUCAGGAAGCUAUAGAGGAGCUAAUCUGGAUUUUGAGGCUGCUGGGAUUGAACUGGAUUUUUUUUUUAAAGAAUAAAAACUCUUUGGAGUAUGCAAGUCUUAUGCAAUUUACUUACAAUAGUCCUGGAUGUCUUGCAAAAACUGAGUAGUUUCAUAGUUUUCUCAGCACCGGCGGAGGUCCGGCGUCACUUAAGGAUGAGUUCAUGCUCUCUCGAUGUCUCAAGUUCUGGAUUUUGAUGAAGACGUUACGAUUUUUUACUUUCUUUUUAGGUUUGACUAAAUAUGGAGCUCCAGAAUACACACAGCUCAGUAAAUACAGAUCAGCUAGAAUGAUAAAAAACGUUUUUAAAAACAUUACACUUCAUUAAUGAGCUUUUUAUUAAACAAAAGUUGCCUCCACCAUAAAAGCUCCUGGAUUAAAAAAACAAAACAAAUAUUUGUAAUCAAUAACACAUUGUUACAUCGUAAAUUUAGCAUCUCGAAAUUAAGGUUUACACAUAGAGAUUUUUAAAGAUAAUAUCACAUUUUUGUGUUUCGAACACAUUUGAAAGUUGGAAAAACAUUUCUUCUGUUGAUUAUAAAUAAAUGGAUUCAUUUGAUAUUUUCUAUUUAUUAGUAUACACACAUGGAGCUCCGUAGGUGAUGCUGGGCGUGGCUCCGGUUAUAUUAAACCCACAGCGUCCGAUGCGCAUGUUGUGGUUUGUGGCGAGCUUGACGGCGAUGAAGUCUGGCUUAAGUCCAGCGUAAAUGGAGCCUGAGAAGUCUGUUGAGUUUUUAAAGGAGCCUGGCAGGACAAGUAAACUUUUUUUUUUUCCUUCAUUCAAAAGUAUGUAUAUAAAAGCUUAUGCCAAUUCCUAAUACUUGCACUUUGAAGAACUUCUGUACAGUAUGAUUCAUGUGGGGGUAGAAGAAGACGAAAGGUAUCUUAGCCAUCCAAGUUUUUUUAUUUUAACUGGAACUCUUAAUCAACCCAAAUGGAUAAAAUCUGAGUUUUGCACUUUGUAUUUCUUAAAACUAUUGUAUUGUUUUUUUGUGUCUUGUUUUGUUGCUUUUAACCUAAAACUGUGACUGUUUAAAGCUUUGCCAAACUUAAGUUUGUGUGUUUUUUGUUUGAAAGCCUUUUUCAGCAAUACUAAGUCCUUUCCCACGAAUGAAGCUGCGCUGCAUGAACUUCCCACCUGAAGAUGUAAUCUGAUGUUAGGAUUAUUCUAGUUCCAAUACACUUUCGUCUUUGUACAUAAUUUUAGGUGGAGUGAAGCGGCAGCCAAACAAUUUGUAUUCUUUUUUGAUGCAGUUGUACUCAUUGACUGUGACUGGAAUCAAAACUGUGCUUGCAAAAAAAAAGCCAAUAAAGUUAUAAAGCCUGCAAUCA